This is a messenger RNA of Sus scrofa (pig), 7143 nucleotides long. Lineage: Eukaryota; Metazoa; Chordata; Mammalia; Artiodactyla; Suidae. The record is from RefSeq and is a predicted model, not a curated record.
ACUCCGCGGGGGGGGAGGGGGGCCGGGGUUAGCGCCCGCCCGCGCCACUUCCGACGCAGCCCUCGGUUCAGGUUCCGGGGCGCCGCGGAGCUCCCGGCCUGUGGGUCGCGCUCUGCGCGACGCGGUGGCCGGGAUGCAGGAGGCCGGAGCGCCGGUGGCCACGGCCGGGGAGGCCGAGCUGAACUUGUCCCGCCUCAGCGUUUCUCCCGAGACGCUGGAGUCGGAGUUGGAGGCGCGGGGCGAGGAGCGGCGCGGAACGCGGGAGGCGCUGCUACGGCUGCUGCUGCCGCACAACCGUCUGGUGUCGCUGCCGCGGGCGCUGGGCAGCGGCUUCCCGCACCUCCAACUGUUGGACGUGAGCGGCAACGCGUUGACCGCGCUGGGGCCGGAGCUGCUAGCGCUGAGCGGCCUGCGCACGCUGCUGGCCAAGAAUAACCGUCUCGGCGGGCCCGGCGCGCUGCCCAAGGGCCUGGCCCAGUCGCCGCUCUGCCGCAGCCUCCAGGUGCUCAACCUCAGCGGGAACUGUUUCCAGGAGGUGCCCACCUCGGUGCUGGAGCUGCGUGCGCUGCAGACCCUCAGCCUUGGCGGCAACCAGCUUCAGAGCAUCCCGGCUGAGAUCGAAAAUUUGAGGAGUUUAGAGUGUUUAUAUCUUGGAGGAAACUUCAUCAAAGAAAUUCCACCAGAAUUAGGAAAUCUGCCUUCUCUAAAUUACUUGGUAUUGUGUGACAACAAAAUCCAGAGUGUGCCUCCUCAUCUUUCACAGUUGCAUUCACUUCGUUCCCUCAGUCUUCACAAUAACUUGCUGACAUACCUGCCUCGAGAGAUCCUCAACCUUAUUCAUUUGGAAGAAUUGAGUUUACGUGGAAAUCCACUGGUUGUUCGUUUUGUGAGAGAUUUAACCUAUGACCCUCCAACUCUCCUGGAGUUAGCUGCACGGACCAUUAAAAUUCGAAAUAUUUCGUACACUCCCUAUGAUCUUCCUGGGAAUCUUCUUAGAUACUUGAGUUUAGCCAGCAAUUGCCCAAACCCAAAGUGUGGAGGAUUCAUGCACAAAGAAAAUACCCAGAGAGUCUCAUCCUGUCUUGGACUGUCAUAGGAUAAGGAGUCUACUUUGAUUGCUGCGUCAGACAAAUUAAAUUUGUGGACUUCUGUGGGAAGUACCGCCUCCCCCUAAUGCACUACUUGUGUUCACCAGAGUGCUCGUCCCCUUGCAGUUCUGCCUCUCACAGCUCCACAUCCCAGAGUGAAUCUGAUUCGGAAGAUGAAGCUAGUGUUGCUGCACACAGAAUGCAGAAAGUUCUUCUUGGUUGAAAAGGGUGCAGGGUGGGGCGAAACACUAAAUACUGAACAGAGGUGGUCAGAAAAGAGAAUAGACUCUGAAGUUCACUAGAAACCUUAUCUUCAUUUUGAAUGUCCACUGCACAGUUGAAGAUGGUAUAAAAGAUUUUGUGUUUCUAGCCAUUCAGCGGGAAUGAAUCCAGUUCCAUGUUUGAAUUCUUUGGUUAUAAUUCACUCUGAAUGGUAGUUUCAAAUUUGGCUGGUUGCAGUUUUCACUCAAGUUUUGCAUGAGUCACACCACGGAAUGGAAUAAACCGUGAGCGGUGUAACUUGUAACUGUUGAGAAGAAGAAAGAAAUGAUCAAACCUGUAAUUUUUACCAGAGUUGUCUUUGAAUUUAGAUUGAACGCUAAACAGGAUUAGCCCUCUUUUCCUGUACUGCCCAUAGGUCUAGAUUUCAGAGUUCAGAUAAGUUCACAGGUGGUUAUAUAGGACCAAAACCUUUCUCACCUACUGACUGGUAAAGUAAGGGAUAUAAUUUUACAUGGGAUUUUAACUCUUCAGUUCUGCUCCUUUGUUCUAGAUGAUUAUUGUUAUCCUUAUAUAAUCCAGCAAUGACUGUAAUAGUGCCUUAAUCAUAACAAGGAUUUAGAAAUUUAUUCAAGAAAUGAUACCAGAGCAGCCUAUAACCUGACAUACUAUGCAGAAUACUUUGAAAUAUGCUUUAGCAGAACUAGGUAAACAGUUGUAUACCUGACGUCUGAGCUUAUGGCCACCUUAACUUCACUUUUUGUUUAAUUUUCUAUAAACAAAUCACUUGUAUACUUAAUGGGGAGGCCACAGUCUUGAUCACCCUGUUCAUCAUAAGACAGAAUAAUAGUUUUUGAUGGAAAAAUCUGUCAGAUUUCUUUUAACAGAAAAGAGAUAUAAGAUAGGAAAGCUACCUUAUAAUUUGCAUUAAAGGAAUGGGAAAAUGGUUUUAAACUUUUAGUGUUAGUGUUGAGUAUAACUCCUUUGCUUGUAUGUACUGAACUAUAACUUCCUCUACAUCUUAAAGAAAAACUAGAGAAAGAUUACAGCAAGCAAAAUUAAACUGGGUGUAACAGUCGUGUUUUUACACAGUAAAACAGUUUCCAAAAUAAGUUUAACCAUGGAGUGCUUUUUGAAAAUAAUAUAUUGAUAAAAUACUUAAAAUGUAUUAAAUUUACCCUUAAAGUAUAAGAGGAAAAUGGUUUCACAAGUUGCUGGUAGAAAUGACCAAAUUUUUAUUAACUAAUUUAGUAUACAAUAAAAGUCGAGUAAUAGUACAACUAUAAGUGAUAUUAUAAAAUAAAAUACAUAGCACACAUUAGCAGUCAUUAGAUGAUUAAUAUGCAAUAACAUAAUGGUUUGUUGGUAAAUAUUACCCAUGUCAAAAACACAUUGGGGAGUUCCUGUGGUGGCUCAGCAGGUUAAGAACCCGACUAGGAUCCAUGAGGAUGUGGGUUCAAUUCCUGGCCUAGCUCAGUGGGUUAAGGAUCCAGGGUUGUCACAAGCUGUGGUGUACAUUGCAAAUGUGGCUCAGAUCCAGCAUUGCUGUGGCUGUGGUGUAGGCAGACAGCUGCAGCUCCAUCUCCUGGCCUGGAACUUCCAUCUUCCAUAGGUGCGGCCCUAAAAAGAAGACACACACACACAUUGGAACAUCAGAUGAUCUCCUUUCUAACUUCUGGCAUUCAUGUCUGGGGCACCAUUUCUUAAAAGCAGAUUGUUAUAUAAUAAUGAUAUGUACAUAGGUUAGGUUUUUGUCAUAUGUAUAUAUAUAUUUUAUUUUAGUAGAAAAUAUAUUGUAGGAUAGUUUGUUUGUUAUAUGUUAUUAAUUCAUGAAACAUCCUGAGAGUUUCAUGACUGCAGUUGUGAAACGCUGCUAUAAAGUGAAUCCCUUCACCUUGUUAUAAUGUAGUAAGAUUCUUUUUUCCUUUUGACUUAAAGAAAUUUUCUGACUAUGACUAUAGAAGUAAUCUAGUAUCUUUCUACUGCCUAGCAAAGAAGUAUGUGGGUGAUUAUGUCAUAAAAUGGAAGAAAUAGAAGGUCUUUAUUUAUUUCUCCAUUUGAGCCAUGGCAAGCUGCAUUCUACAAAAUUAUGAAAGGUGACUUAGGCAGUGCCUAAGUGGCAAACCCAAAAUGUCUUGUGAGUAACUUAUUAAGACACGUGAAAUAUUUUCAUACAAAAUAAAGUAUUCAUAGUAAAAUAUGCAAAUUAAUAGGACCAAAUUUUUCUGGCUUACAUGCCUCAAUUUACUUCCUAAUUCAUUACCAGUUUGACCUAAGUAACAGCUUAGGUAAUCUAAGAAUUAAUCUUUGUGAAUUAAACAAGUAGGUAUGUAAAUACAGUACUUAACCUUGCCAGCUUCCUAGAAAGUAUACUGAUUGACCUUUUCCAGAUGUAAAUAGGUGCAACCUAGAAACAGAUUCUGGUCUUUAAUGUGUAAUGUGGAUUUAUCCCACAGUAUACAGCAAAAUGUCUUUCAGCUAAAUGUUUGUUAUGCUUCUCUAUAUGUACAUCUGAAAAUCUCUGAUUAGUGUGUAACUCUUUGGUGACUUGUACUGAAAUCCACAUUUUAGUUAUUAUCUUUUUUUUUUUUUUAACCUCUGACCUCACCUUUUACAAGAGCUGCUAAUAAUUUCUAGUAAGGCUUUUCCUUGUUUCUUUUCUCUACCUUCUCUGUUUCGAUUACUGAUGACUAUAGAAAUUAACCAGAAAUUGAGCUCCAAAGGACUUGAUAAUCUAGAAACUAGAUAAUCAGUUCCAGAGUCAUAUAGCUGACUAUGUAUUUAAAAUGAUAGUUUCUCUAGUUGCUAAGUUAUUUGUUUGUAAGUUUUUGAUACUGCUCCACUUGGACAAUUUUAGUAACCAAAACUUCUCUGGAUAAAACUACUUUACCAAAGCAUUAAUGUGUUUAGAAUGGAAUUCCUCAGUGCUGAUAUUUGUACUUGAAAUGGGUACAUGGAACAUUUUUGGUAAUCUUUAUUCCUAGAAUCUAAUUCUCUCAGUGUUACCAAAUUGUCGGUGAAAUAGCGCUAGGAUUUUAGGAAAUGGAAAGAUAAGCUAAUGAGUAUUUUGCUUCGGUGGUGCCAGGGAUUGGCUGACCUAAGGAGCAGCAUCCAGGUUCUCAGUAUGCCCUGUAUUUGUGUAGUGAACUAGAUCUGAGGAUUCCUCUUCAGGUUUUACUUCUAAAUGUAUGCUGAAAGAGUCUCUUGCUCUAAAAUUCUUGAUAUUUGGAACUUCAGUUAACAAAUUUGAAAAGUAAAGAUUUGCAUUAUAAAUUGUACCUCAGAUUUGAGAAAUUUUUCUGUUAAUUCAAAGUUAAAAGCAGUCCACACUAGUGCAGUAUAAUACUGCUGACUAGUUCUACCAAACAUUGUAAUACCAAUUUUAAACAAAAGAAGUCAAGGAAAAAGCUGAUUGCUAGAGUAGUAAAUGUAAGAAAUCUUUAAAAACAGCAAAGGGCAAGGAAAGAGAAGUCACCAGACACCCAGGGGGAAUCCCUGAGCCAAAAAAGUUUUUUAAUGUAAUACUGAAUUGUAUUGAAACUAAGUGGCCCACUGUCUACCAUCUGAAAGCUUUUAUCACUAAAUUUAUUGUUUCUGCUAUUGGGAGAUUAUCCACAUCCCUUCAUAAUUAAGGGCCAACAAAUAAUAGGAUUUUCUUAGAGCCAACAUUGCUCUUUCCAAAGGGAGAAAGUAAUACCUCAUUAACCUGGAAUUUGUGGUACACCCUUGGUUAAUGUUUACCUUUUCACUAUGUAAAAAAGAAAAAAUAUUAAGCAAAUAAUUAGUGCAAAUAAAGUUUGAUCUUGUAAAGCCUUUUAGCAGUAGCUGUUUAUAUAAAAAGUUGUUCUAAAUAAGACCCUUUGUAGUCAGAACUUAUCAGUUACAGUACAUGUAUAUAAAAUUAGUUAAGCUGCACUUAUUUAGAAAAACCUAAUUUUUACCUAAAUGACUCCCUUCUCAUCCCAAGUAGAGAUUUUAUUACAUCAGUGUAAAUAUCACUCCUCAUUUAGUCCAAAAUAUCAGCUUUGAAUUUGUGCUGAGCAUUUAACAAUAGUAAAAAAGCUGCUGUGUAGGUUUUAGAAAACAUAAUCUAUAAUCCGUAGUUCUGAUUCCCUCUGUGUAGAAAAGACGUAUUUAACCUUCACUGUUCCCGUAUUAAGCACGAUACUGUAUAGCAUUAAUCAGAUGAAUUUACUGGGAUCUAAUGUUGUAUUUUUAUUAUAGUCAUGAUCUUUUUAAAGGUAUCAGUGCCUUCAGUUGUGCUUAGAAAGUAUGUGCCUUAAAUCUUCCUCUCUAGACCCAGUGUUUUUCAUUUAAUAAGUUGUGUAUGACAGCCUAGUGACUCUUUGCAUUUGAUUUGAGGGAAAUGACUGUGAUCCUGAAGGAUUCCUUCCCCUAGAACUAGGCUAAUGUCUAUGAAGUCUAGGGCUUCUGGAGAGGGAAUCCCAAUCAUGUGUACUGACUGUCUAGAAAGUUAAAGUCAUAAGGGUUAGGGCCCUGAAAUAAAUCAAUGAAAAAGUAUAUUCUAGUUCAUAUUAUUUUACAAAGAAAAUGUAUUUGCUGCCACUAAGGGAUGACAGCAGUUCCUAACUAAUUCAUAUUAAUAACAUGUAAAGAUAUUAUUGCCAUGAGGCAUAUCAUAUUUUGUAAAUACUGUCUUUGUAAUACCAGGUUAAAGGGGGAGUAUUUUUUAAUAUUUUUGCAUGUAAAUAUCUCCAUUCUUUUUCCGUUCCAACUUGGUUCAUAUUUGCUAAAAACUGACAUAGAAAAUAACAGUUCACGAGCAACAAACAUACAUUAUUGAAUACUCACAGGGUAGUAUGGAUUUGGGUGCUACUGGACCUUUACCUAGCACUUGUCAGUCUCAGUUUAUCAUAAGGAACAGUAUUUAAUCUGAUAAAUAUUAAAUUUUGUUAGUAUAAUGAAGGUUAUUUACCAUUAUACUAGAAAGCCAUGGUUGGAGAGACUAUCUUCAUUCACCAGAAGUGACUUUCUUCCUUUGGCUAUGAAUAAAUUGGAUAAAACUAUUUUAUUCUAAAUUCCAGUUAGGGGAAGAAACUGGGAUAAGAAUGACAACACUAUUGCUGGUACUAUAAAAAAUUACCAAGUUGCUUAAUUUUUCUGUCUACAACUGAUGUUUUAAAAGAAUCCUUUCACUAACUUAAGUGGUUGCCAUUGAAGUGUUAUUAAGAAGGAAUAUUAACCUCAGCAAUCACUUUACAACAAUCAUGGAGAGACCUGUGUGCCUGCAGUUGGUGUUUGUUGCAUUUCUGAGCCCACUUUGUGUUCAUCAGAAACAAAAGUAUAAUGGGAGAAAUAUUUUAAAUAACCAGUAUUUUAACUUUUCAUAAAGUUGGGACUUUAAAGUAUCAACAAAGGAUAUUGAAAUAUAUGUAUUUUUACUUUAGUCAAAACUACUUUUUAUCUGAUUUUUUAAUUUUCUGUAUUUGGAAUCUUGUGAAUUAGAAAUAUCUAUAUCUACAGGUAUAUGGAUAUUUAAGACAAUUGUAACAAUAAAUGUAAUUCAGCAAUGUGAUUCAAUUACAUUUUAUUUUCAGGAUAAGAUAUGGUUUAUUGUGUCAAAUUUAUAUAUUACCUUAUAUUGGUAAAUGCUCUAAAAAGAAUAUUUAAGCUUCUUCAAUUCUAUACCUCCUCUUUUCCCCAAGGACACACAAAAGAAUGUGAUCUAAUAUUAACCCUCUAUGUGAAUUUUGCCUUAUCAACAUUGUGCCUUACUUUAUUAAAAGUGUUUUGUUCAAAUCUAAAUCUGUAUUCUGGAAAAGUAAAAAUAAUUUGGUUUUAAUUGACAAAAUUUACUUAAAAAAUCCAAAAUCCU